GGCCUGUUUAUUUUUUUAACAAGAUUUUUAUUUCAUUAGAAUGAGUUUACGUUUAAUUUCCAGCAAAAGUGUUUUCAACACACAGAAUAUAGUCAAGGUACAAAGCGCACGAUUUGGAAGCUUGUCGGUGAGCCCUUUAUUUUUCAAUGGAGGAGCAACAACAGUUGUGUCUAGCGAGAGUGUGACCCGUAACACGUUUGAAGUACCUACAUGGUUAGAAGCGAUUCUUUGGGCUGCACCCAAGAAGAAGACAUCUCACUCCAAGAAGCGUAUGAGAGCUUCCAACAAGGGUAUACCCAUUAAAGAAAACGUCACAUCCUGUCCUGCCUGUGGAAGCAAUAAGCUCUUACAUCAUUUAUGUGGAAAUUGUUACAGCGAUAUCAAGAAGAAGGCAAAGCUUCCCAUUGUUGACGCCUAAAAUAUUAGAAAAUUAAAACAAUCGAAAAAUUAUUGUAAAUAAAUAAAUAAAUAAAAAAAAAAAAAUAGCUUAUAAACGAAA
Mucor mucedo is the source of this 499-nucleotide messenger RNA. RefSeq lists its product as uncharacterized. Lineage: Eukaryota; Fungi; Mucoromycota; Mucoromycetes; Mucorales; Mucoraceae. Gene Ontology annotation, molecular function: structural constituent of ribosome. The record is from RefSeq and is a predicted model, not a curated record. Gene Ontology annotation, biological process: translation. Gene Ontology annotation, cellular component: mitochondrial large ribosomal subunit. The transcript has a single exon. Bases 41 to 418 code for a protein of 125 amino acids.